AUGAAGAGCUAUUUCAACACCUCUAAACAAAAUAGUUUAAAAGUUUGGGAUAUUGUUGACUAUUCAAAAUGCAAUAGAAACCUCUCAAUUGAGGAAUAUAAUCCUACAGAGGUGAAGAAGAUACUAGGAUUUUAUUAUGAUGGAAAUAACAGGUUCUUGUAUGUAUAUUGUAACAACUGUAUACAUAUUUGUCUGAACAGAAAAAGCAUAUUCAAAAUUCCUGUACAUAAUUCGAUUAGAUCAGUUUAUUAUUUUGAAGGAUAUCAUUUGCUAUUCUUAGAAAAUGGUUCAAUUAAGAAGUUAAAAGUUUUAACAGGUGAUAAGAUAUCAUUUUCUGAAUUUACAUUACAAUCGACUAUGAAAAAUGAAAUUAGGUUUCAUCCAACUUUGAUUGUAAGCAAUGGAAGUAACUUGUUCUUUUCACCUGAUGAACAUUCCAUUUAUACUAUCAUAAAUAUUGAAGAAAUGAGAUAUGAUUGUAUUUUUGAAUUGACUAUGGGCCACUUGGUUUAUUUUAAUUUCUUAAAAGUAACCGGCGGCAAGACCAAUUGCAACUUGUUAGUUUGUAUAUUUAUCAACAAAUAUACACAAAGUUUAUUUGUUGACAUAUCAAGAAUGGAAGAGAUAGAUUUCAAAUAUGGAAGUAUACGAAGGUUUGAAGUACCAUCCUGUAAUUUGAAAAAUCUUUUAUUUAACAAACUAAAUGAUAAAGUGUUAGUUCUUGUUAAUAGUGAAAAUAUAUGGACUAUUUCAAGCACGACGUGCAAAAGGUGGGAAACAAAGGGUAUAGAUAAUGCAUGUAAACUAUGUGAUAAUUUACAAAUCUAUUCGCAGGGAAAGACGCUUUUUUCCUUGAAUGUAUUCUCUGAAAAUGGAAAACUUUAUCAAACGACACUUAAUAUUCAGGGAUCAAAUGAAAAUAUUGUUCCUUGGAGUGUAUUUGAUACAUAUAUAGGGAAAAAUUAUCCAAAUGAUAGUACGUUGAUUGUUCAGAAGUUACACAAUAAAAAGUAUAUAAUUGUGACAGCAAGUAGUGGAAUAAUUGAAUAUGACGUGAAUAAGCAUUCUAUCAAAUAUUUUCAUGGAAUUGAGUUCAAAAGGGCAAAUUAUUUUGACUCUAAAACGUUUUAUAUUGAUAAAAUUUCAGCAAUUCAAUGGUUAAUAUCAUGUGGCUCUUUUACAAAUAAUUUGGGUUUUAUAGAGAAGACAGAACUGACACCUUCUUGUUUGCCAAAACCUUUUGAUGUUAUCACGUCACCAUAUUCAUUAGAACCGAUUAGAGAUUUUUGGAUUACAAAGAAAGGUGUUAUUUUUGGAUAUAAAUCAGGUUAUCUGGCUGAGGAUGGGAUAUUUAAUAACAACCAAAAAGAAUUAUUAGGUUUUAGUCAUAAAGGUGCUGCACUUAUUAAAGAUUCAUCCGAUAUUAUUGCAUACACCAAUAUUUCAAUUAGGAAUACAUCCUCUAAAUAUUUCUUAACUUUAUUGAGCAAUGGAAUUUUAGAACUCCGGAAAUAUGAUAUUAACAAGUAUAAGAUAAUAAAGUCUGAGGUCUACAAUCGGUUUCAUGAAGGUUCGAUAAUUACGAUAACUGGAGUGUUUCACAAUGAUGAUUUGUGGUAUGCUGUUCUAGAGGACAACGUGGUUAGCGUGUUUAAAAAUGGAGAACAAAUUGUACAAGAAGAUUUUUCUACUUCCUUUGACAUAUUUGAAAUUAAAUUAAUAGCAAUGACAGAUAAAAUUUCAAAGAUAAUUCGUACCAUACUGGUAAUCUCAACUUCCGAAGGAAAUGUUGUAUUUUUUUCUUCAACAUUGAAACGUUCCUUUCUAGAUUUUAAUUCAUUAUCAAAGUAUCCAUAUAGAAUUAUUGAUCUAGGUACUGAUUCUGGAUUGGUGCUUUUAAACAGUCAUUCGAAUACAUAUAUAAUUGAUAUGUCAAAAAUGAUUUCUUAUCACAUUUCUCCUGGGAUAUCUUCAAAUAACAUUAAGGUAGCAAUAGGAGUAGGUCAGAUGUAUUGUUUAAACGAUAUGAAAAGUAUCCAUGUUUAUAACAUUUCUGACUUUUGUUUGAAUAGUACAAAAUAUGUAAGGACACCCUAUAAUUUUGAAGGUUGGAUUCCAAUAAAAAUAUUCAAAACUGCAUAUUUAGAUAAAAGUGUUGUACAAUUAAGGGAAAGUACAACUCAAUCGGUAAAGUUGAUAUUAUUUGAUAUUAUUAACAUGAAUGUGAUUAAAGAACUAAUAUUAGGAUCUCAGAAAGUAAUAAAUUUCUUAAUUCCUGUCUGGAGCUCAGAAAAUACAGAAACUGCAGUAGAUAAUGAAAAUGUAUUUCUAUUAUGUCAUUUCAAAAACGAAUCUCCACUUAUUAGCGUCAUUCAAGUUGAUAAUCAAGGUAUAAAGAUAAGAACGUUAUCAAAGCUGCCUUCCCAUAUAUAUAAUAUAUCAUAUUGCAUUGAUUCUAAUGUUUUAAUUGGAAUAGGUUUUAAAAUAAUAGCCUUCAAAUUAAAUAUUGAUGAUCAUAAUAACUUUCGCUUGAAAGAAGUUCAGUCAGAAUGUCAUAAGUCAAAAUUGUCAGGUCCUGUCAUGUUUCCAGUUUCUGAAAGUGGAAUUAUUAGUAUUUUUAAUAGUUACGGUGAUUGCGAAAUAUACAAUAGGAAUGGCCAAUUGUCAAGUUCAAGGCUUAUCAAAGAACUUGACUUAUUAGGUAUAGUUAAAUGUGUCUCAGUGAAGAGAGUGCAGAACCAUCCUGGAGGAAUACCUGAUAGAAUUGAAAAUGCUCUAUAUGAAAAUAAUAUUUUUGCGGGAAGAGUGCCUUCAAUUUUUGAAACAAAAAUUCAUUGUUAUGGUCGAACUUAUUAUGCACUUAUUGAUUUUUCGAAUUCUCUUAACAUAUACGUCAAUUUUGAAAAUGAAUUAAAGCUGAUUAAAAGGUUCAAAAUUGAAGAAGAAGUUAUUUCUAUAGAACCAAUUGAACUUCAUCCAAAUUACUAUCUAUUUUCUUCAGGUAAAAAUGAUAAGAUUCCGAAGAACCCCAUUUUUCAAAUCUGCUGUUCAAACAAUAGGAUUUUUAGUGUUUUUGAACUGUGA
Molecule: messenger RNA, 3084 nt
Organism: Vanderwaltozyma polyspora DSM 70294
Lineage: Eukaryota; Fungi; Ascomycota; Saccharomycetes; Saccharomycetales; Saccharomycetaceae
Exons: 1
Coding region: 1-3084 (1027 amino acids)
Source: RefSeq, a predicted model, not a curated record